Molecule: messenger RNA, 723 nt
Organism: Purpureocillium lilacinum
Lineage: Eukaryota; Fungi; Ascomycota; Sordariomycetes; Hypocreales; Ophiocordycipitaceae
Source: RefSeq, a predicted model, not a curated record
AUGCUUCAUCUGGCGCUGCAAACAGCGUUUGGUUGGGCGACCACGCACUCGUUCGACUUCGCAGUCGUGGACCCAGACUAUCGCGAGCCCGAAGACAUCAUGGAGAUCAUCAGCAGGCGCACUGCCAUGGGUCCGACCGGCGAUCAACUACCUCCAGCUUCCGCCCCGAGGGCAUAUCUCUUCCGUGUCGUGGACCCGGUUAAGCAGACGCUGUUCUCCGGCAUCGAUCGCAUGCACGAGCCGAUGAGACGGCACCCCAAUACUCCAGAGAAGAGAGCCGACAAUUAUAAGCUGAACGAGCUAUUCGACGAUGAACGGUUCCGAAGUCGCCAGAUUGUCUAUACGUACGAUUUCGGUGACAAUUGGGAGCAUCAUCUAAGGAUCUUGGGACGUGCCGAUCCCACCACCGACUUUAUCUGCCUCGACGGGUCCGGGCACUAUGUGGCGGAAGAUUCAGGCGGUGCUGGGGGAUGGGAGGAUGUCAAGGCGGCCUACCGAAACCAGAGCCCGACUAAGGAGCAGAUGCAGCGUCGGCACUGGUUCGAAAGGCAAGCCAGCAAUCUCGACCCGAGGGGGCUUGCGGGGGAUCGUGCACAUGCAUGGGACCGAGCCAAGAUCAACCGGGAACUCGAGACCGACACGAUGUUUGAACGCUUCCAGAAGAUGGGAGACACUUCUGAUGCCUACCGAGAUCGCGCUUCUGCAGAGCUUCGAUCUGGAUGA